This is a messenger RNA of Physcomitrium patens, 4725 nucleotides long. RefSeq lists its product as uncharacterized. The record is from RefSeq and is a predicted model, not a curated record. Lineage: Eukaryota; Viridiplantae; Streptophyta; Bryopsida; Funariales; Funariaceae.
UAAGGGAGGGACGUAAGGGAGGGACGUAAGGGAGAGCGUGGCAAAGAGUUGGAAGCAGUGGCUGGGAAGGGAGAGUGGAUUGCAUGGGCGAUCCCGAAAGGUGGCCAGAGGCGAGUGGCCUUACACCCGAAGGAGCCCAGUCGUUCGACGCUGCCUUCGCCACGUUUCUUUCCAAAGGCGAUGCAUGGUGGGCGAAGGCGGAGCUUCGAGCAGCCGAGUUGAUCACUUCUCUUCAACCCAAUGAGGCGUCGGAGCAAAGGAGACAGGAUGUUAUUGACUAUGUCCGAGGUCUUGUUAAGGGAUGUAUCUAUGGGCAGGUUCAUGUGCUAUCCACGUUUGGUUCCGUUCCAUUGAAGACGUACCUACCAGAUGGCGACAUAGAUCUAUCAGCCUUUACUCCUAGUCCUGAUGUAAAACGGACAUGGAUCCAAGAUACAUACAAUGCUCUGCAGAAGGCGAAGGAUAAUCCGAACUCGGAGUUUCGAGUAAAGGAAGUGCAGCUCAUUCAUGCUGAGGUCAAAAUCGUGAAGUGUUUUGUGGAGAAUAUUUUGGUGGACGUUUCCUUCGAUCAACUGGGUGGACUAGGCACCCUCUGUUUUCUCGUGGAGGUCGACAAAUUAAUUGGUGAAGAUCAUCUAUUCAAACGCAGCAUUAUACUCGUUAAAGCGUGGUGCUACUAUGAGAGCCGCAUAUUGGGUGCCCACUGCGGCCUCAUGUCCACUUAUGCCGUGGAGGCAUUGGUUCUUUACAUAUUCGACAAAUUCCAUGCCUCAUUGCGAGGGCCGUUACAGGUGCUCUAUCUGUUCCUGGAGUUCUUCAGCAGCUUCGAUUGGGACAACUAUUGUGUCAGCCUAUCAAGUCCCAUCCCCUUGAAGUCUCUUUCCAAGGACUCUGAGAAACUUGAGGACUUGCAGAAGCUCGCCUUGUCAACUCGGAGGGAUGGAGGAGAGCUUUUCUUCACUAAGGAGUUUCUUGUUGCCUGCGAAACUGAGUAUGGCGUAGUGCCAGUUAGCCAAAUCACAAAGUCCAACAAGUUUACGGUCAAGUGCUUGAACAUAAGCGACCCUUUGCGCAGUUCAAACAAUCUUGGUCGGAGCGUGAAUCAAGGUAACUUUGCCAGAAUUCGAAGAGCGUUUGAUUUUGGAGCUCGAACACUCCGUAGAGUACUGAGUUGUACGGAAGAGGACGUUCCUGCGGAGCUUGAACAAUUUUUCAAAAACUGUAAUUUGAGACUCCAUGGGGGUUAUCAGCGCCCUGACGUCGCCAGUCCUCGGCCAUGUCGGACGAAGGCGUCCAAUGCUGCUCAAAAAAUUGGAUGUGCCAAACGAGAGGCGAUGGGAAAUGAAAGAAGUGACUUGACUUCACAUUCUACUCCUUUUCAAAAUGGCAAUCAGUUUCUGCGGACGGAACCAAAUCAUGCUCUUCCUGUUGAGCAGAUACACUUCGACUCUAAUGCACUUCCAGGUGGAGAAAGCUCUCAGGAGAUACUGUGCAACGAUAUGCAGUGCACAGGUGAUUCUGUACAGUGGACACACCCUCGGUGUUCCUCCUUGAAAACAACUCCAUGUAGAGAAAAGAAUGGUUCUCAAUUUGUUGGAACUCCGAAAUCGGUUGCAGAAGAAGAUUCAGCUUUAAGUUUAGAAGACAGAAACGGUUCUUUGCACUGCGCCGUUAGUGAAGAUCCCAUGGUCUCUGCGAGACGUGGUGAAGAGACCAUGACUAAGAGGAAUCCUGUUCAAGUUUCUUGUGGUGACAGCGUGAACAAUAAGUUACCUGUUCCAUCAGAGGCGUACGAGUUCGAUAAACUUUUUUCAGGCUCAAUGUGUGCUCAGGUUCUAAAUAAUGGCCCUGGUCAGGAAUCAAGGAGAAGGCUGGAAAGACCAGAUGUGUUAGUAGCCAAUAUCGAAGGUGCAGGCUUAUCAAAACGCGGUACGAUGAUGAAUGAAAAUCAUUGGAAAAACGGCACAUCUUCAGCAACCUGCAACAGACCUGAUUCCGAGGAGGAUGAAGAGUGCUCAUCUCAGAGCAGCUCCAAAUAUGAGGCGACUGCCUCUGAGGAUUCCACUGUCAUCGUUGUUUCUGGGUGUGCGUUGGAAAGCUCAUCUGCUGCUGGAGAGGGGUUGCUGCCUCUUCCUUUCCAGCUAGGAAACGACGAGAGCACUUCAAGUUUUAAAAGGGACUCACCAUCCGCGUUACAAGGUCGGCUACUUGACCUCAGUCUUGAGCCUCGUCAUUUAACAGCAAAUCUUACAACUGAGACUCAAAUUCAAACUCCGUCUCAUUCUGGAGUCGAUCAGCCAGCCGGCUUAGGCAGUGAGGAGUGUGGCUGUUCUGUAUCCGCGGAAUCCCAUAAGCCGACGGGGAAUGGCUGUGAGUACUCGGGUGGUGCUGGUGGAGGUCUGAUCAAAAUGCCCAGGCGGAAGGGGCGAUCUCAAAGGGAACAUCAAACUGGUUUGCAGGGUAAAGAUCUGGAAGGUUCUGGAGUCAUUGGACAUAGUAAACCGAGACGAGUUUCAGGGAAAUCAAGAGGUGGAUGGUCUGUUGAUGAUAGCAAAGAGAAGCUACACUCAAGAGCAGAAGCUUUUGCACAGGAAGGAGAUGCAAGUAUUGUUGGCAGUCCACGGCAAUCUCCUGUCCCGUCUCUUGGGUAUCCAUAUGUUCAUUCUCCCCGUUACUCUUCGGCAGAUGCAACAGGAGGAUCACCUCACAAAUCCUCCCGCUCUCGUUCUCAUCUUAAUGCCGCCGGGCCUGUCGUCCGUCAACCAGUGCCAAAUUACCAGUUCGAUCCCGGGACACCAAGAAAUCCGUAUUCAUCAUCCGGCACUGGUACCCCAUGCCACCUACCCGUGCCUGAUCGCGUAUCCUCAAGUCAAAGCUCCCCUCCUCAGUUUGUAACACCGUUCUUUCCUGGUUUUGCGCCGCCGGUGAUGUUGCCUCUAGGCUUUUCUAAUUUUCCCAUGUUCAUUCCGGGUAUGGACGUACCUAAGAGAAAUUCAUCUGCCAAAGGAGAUGGAAACAAUGGAAAGAACCGAUCGGGCCACGAAAUGAAUGGAUGUGUUGAAGCUCCAGUUGAAACAUUUGGAGACGCUCCGAGCUUCAAGUCUCAAUCAAAGGUGAAUGAAUCACAGAUUGCAGUCGGAAUUGUGGAGAGCCUAGUAGCAGUAGGAGUGCCGGCCAGCACCAGCUCCAGAAGAGCUGCCGCACGAAGCGUCGACGGUGCUGAGGCAAUUGGUAGGACCACAGACAUUCUGCAAAGUAAUUUACAACAACAUCUAGAUUCAUUAAACUUUGGGCGGUACUGUGACUAUUCUUCCAGCCCUAACCUAAAUCAGGUAGUUCAUCCGAUGUUUGCUUUGGACAAGCGUGCACGCGCACAUAGACCUUGGGAAGGUCCUGGUAGACCCGACGCUGCUCUUCGCGCCCAAUUCAUGACGCAACAGUUUUAUGCGUCUGGUUCUUGCGGGUACCCUUAUUAUCAACCAUAUCUACUGUAUCAGUUGCCAUUUUGGCCCCCUCGAGGUGUUGAGCUCUCGCCACGUCCUAGAGGAACAGGGACCUACUUACCGAAUACUCAGCACAUCAGGCAGAACAUCAGGUCAAAAGGAAGGGGAGGGAGUCAGAACGGAUCUCCACAGGUUGAAGAGAAGGGCCACCAUCAAUCACGCGACCAUGAGGUCGCAUAUCCUUCACAUGUGCCACAUUCUAGGACACAGAUGAACAAAGGCGAGACUCAUGUCCAAGCGGUUUACGGCUCCACCAAUAUAGUGGUGGAGAUUCAGAAUGCGGAUUCUGCAAAGGCUCGUGAUCCCAACCAGCCAAAACAUGACGAGGUUUUAGGAGCCCCCUCACUACAUUCCCACGCCAUUGAACCGUCGGUAUCAACCAUACCAGCAAAUUUCUGCGAUCCACCCUAUCCUAAAGAGUUGUUCCUUCGUCCGGACUGCGACUUGGAUGUUACUCUUGACGCAGAGAAAUUGUGUGGUUCUCCUGGAUCGCCCAUCCCAGUUUAUCCUGUCUUGAACGAAACUCCCACCUUGGAUCCCGAGCUAGUCUCUGCAGACUUUCGGCACUGUAGAGAGGCGUUUCCCGAGGCUUGCAAUAGAGGCGGUAGUCUUCUGAGACGAAGCGCCAGUAUGGGGCGUGCUUAUGAUCAAACUAAACCUGAUGACUCGGCUGUCAUUUUAACUCUGCCAAGAUCUGUUGGUGAGGUGCUACCGUCAACUACAACACAGAGGAACAGACUUCCAACAUAUCAAAUGAAAGAAGAGGACUUCCCCCCUCUUAGGGUUCGAAGAAAGAACCGCAUCGACACUGCAACUGGUGGCACCAACGGCAUCGCCAAUGGCAUCCCCAGCAACUUAGGCAGAUACGUCUCAUUGUGAGUCCUUGUUGAGUUCAAAGGAUGAGGAACUCAUGAUUUAAAGCAUCGAUCAGGGGCAGGAAUUAGCCCAUUCAUAGUCAAAUCAAAUUUAUUUGCUUUGUUUUUGCAUCCAGCUUUCUGUAAAAAGUUCAUUACCCUUGAAUGCCUCUUCAUCUGUUGUCAAUCCAUCAAACAAAUCUUCAUCGUCUUGCUGAAGGGAGUUUGAUUUUAUACAGGAAGUAUUUAGAUAGAGAUACUGGAACAUUAACCAUCAUGAAUUGAUGGGCGGAUGUGCCAACAAUCGUGUUGCUGUUGGAUUAUUUUCUUUCUAACACAGUUGUCAUUAUCUUGUCGUAUUGCUUACA